UGAAUUCACAUCGAUUGCAAACGGUGUUCGCAGCGCAACCAAACAGAAGUAGCUGGAAAUCGGCGUGCGGUCUUCUCUCGUCCUCGUCGAUAGUCGUUUGAGUCCACGUAGUCCACACGAAGUUCGUCGGGGUGUGUAGUGAGUGUGUUGCAAGAAAGAAGUCACCGGGGAUGGAUUGAUUGAUUGAUCGUUUCAAGUUCAAGAGGUGCCCGGUGCCAGGUCAUUCGCGUUCAGAUCGUUCGAUGUGCGGUCGUGUGAUGUGAUUUAUUGGCGGAUGUGAGAAAAUCUUGGAGGAGUGACAAACUAACGGAUACCAACGCGAUUUCUUUUGGAGCUAUCACGUGCUGGAAUGGAAGCCGAACUAUUCUUCGACUUCUGCUAGACUAGACUUGUUUGGAAAAUUAGUGUUUUUGCUUUCCGAGUGUCGAUGUUGGUGAAUUAUGCAAACUGUCGUCGUUUCUGGGAAGGUUUCCGCUAACUAGUACCCAAGCUUGUAAACAGUGACCACAAACACGGAAGAGUAUUUGCCAGUGACACAGAGACCGCCUGAGGGUAGUUUGUUGGUGUUGUUGAGAGAACCGCUGAAACCUUGUAACGCUUUUCACUUUCAGUUGAAGUGACCGUUUUGUUAUUAUUUUACUUUGCACGCGUAACGGAAAAGUCUGUUUUAUGAAACUACCGGGCGAACGCGUUGCCAGAGUGAUGAAUCUCGAAGAGCCAGCAUUCGCAGAUAAUUACAUACAGGAGUUUGUGCUGGAGCACCUGGAAAGUGCCGCCGUCAAGCGGGAGGACAUUAGCCCGACAUCGGCGACUGCCAAAAUAUGGGCCUCCACUGCUGACGAAAACGGAUUCAUUCCAAUACGAUUGAAGGCCAACGGGACAACAUGGCAUGUGGAGGAACGCAAAGUCAACUCCAUCACUCCGAACUCGGAUUUCUAUCCUCAUCCAACGCACGGGCAACCGGUACUACUAAAUCCUCCAAUCUCAGGAGUUCCUUCGACUCCGCCGGAAACUCCCCCAGUAGUUGGCUCCCCAAAUCACACCAACUCCAGCACCUAUACCUACUACGGCAACAGGAUCCAGGCCGAGCAGAUGGAAAGCAUGAUGAUCGUUCCUCAAACCAUGCGUAUGGAACAACCCUUGGAUCUACGUCCUUCGCAUCAGUUUUCCAUUGCCACCGAAGGCGAGUGGUUAGAACGCAAGGAAUACCUACAAGCUCACUCUGCCAAUGGGUUUUCCCAUCACCAUCAUCAUGCUCAGCUGGAACACCUAAACCAGUUACACGGACCUUCGCACCACAGUCUUCACCAUUCGAAUCGGCCGCAAUCGACCAGCUCAACUGGGUCUCUUGCAUCACCCAGGAACAGUCACAGCAGUGGAAGUUGCUACACCAACGGCCCCACUCGAGAAGAUCUCAUCAACGACGACAUGCUGAUAGCUCUUUCGGUUCGGGAACUCAACAAACGACUUCACGGUUGUCCCCGAGAUCAAGUAGUACGCCUCAAACAGAAACGACGCACACUUAAAAAUCGCGGCUACGCACAAAACUGUCGCUCAAAACGUCUCCAACAACGCCACGAUCUCGAAAUUACCAAUCGGCAGCUCCAGAACGAGAUGCACCACAUGAAGAUGGAGAUGGCCUUGAUCAAGCAGGAACGGGAUGAGCUUAGAAGCAAAAUCCGAGAUCACGACGCCAAAAUGGCUCUGGUAGCCGCUGCCCAUCAUCAGAGCAGCAUCCAUCAGCACCAACACGCACCACCACCACCGUCGGUCUCCUCGCAGCCAUCUCGCAGUUCAGCAAGCGCCGCAGCUUCUGCAGCUUCCUCCUGCAAACAGCAACAGCAAAUUAUCCAGGACAGUACCAGUUCCCCGGAGUAUUACGUAUGACGCCAGAUUGGGAGCCAACAACCGUGGAUCGGCCGUUAUGCUUCCUAAUGUCGCGGAGUAGUCCUCCGCCCUUGACACCGAAAUCAUGGAUCGACAAGUACGCGUAGUCAGGGUUUAUGUUAUUUUUAACUUCUUUUUUUCACUGUUUCCUGUAAAUAGCAGCGCGUUCUGCGAAAAAUCCACUCGAUGAAGAUACUGAAUGCCAACAGAUAAGAAUAAAUCAAACGAUCAAGACUGGAUCUGAUUAUGUGCAGGGCGCAGUAGGGUCUAAGGCAAAACAAUACUAAAGUUAGCGAGGGAUUGUUGCUGAGUUGCGAUUCCGUCGGAUAGGUAGCUGGCGAUGGUUGGGAUUAUCUUUGAGAGCAUUUUUUUGUAAUCGAGUAUACUUAAAUGCGUUGAAUUUCUUGUGCUGUGAAAACAAUAUAUCAACUAGUUUAAAUCUAAGGUUUAUCGAGAAAAUUAAUUGGCAGUCAAACUACGAUUUAUGUAAGAGUUUGAAAAUUUGACCAACUACAUCCUCAAGCAUUUUUUAUGAACAUCCCUUCAACGAGUUCUUACUGUUACCAAAUUUAUGUUGAUUCACAGAAAUACUGCUUCUACCCGCAAACGGUCCAAUAUUGUUAGUGAUUCCUAUCAAUCUGGAAUCGUUAUGCGCGUAUGGACAGUAAAAUAAUCUAUUAAUAAAUUCACCAUUUCCAAGCAAGCAUUUCAAAUAAGCUACUUCAAAUCUAUCGAA
Messenger RNA from Uranotaenia lowii, 2623 nucleotides. RefSeq names its product transcription factor MafB (gene tj). Gene Ontology annotation, biological process: regulation of transcription by RNA polymerase II. Gene Ontology annotation, molecular function: DNA-binding transcription factor activity, RNA polymerase II-specific; RNA polymerase II cis-regulatory region sequence-specific DNA binding. The coding region runs from base 670 to 1887 and encodes 405 amino acids. The transcript has a single exon. Gene Ontology annotation, cellular component: nucleus. The record is from RefSeq and is a predicted model, not a curated record. Lineage: Eukaryota; Metazoa; Arthropoda; Insecta; Diptera; Culicidae.